AUGGCAGCUACGGUCUUGGGAAAGCGCUCGCGCAGUGCAGCGGAGCCGGAAGGACUUCCAGUGCGUACGGCAAGCAAGCGCCGAACCGUGGCACCUCGUGCCAGGCGCGAAGAUGCUGCCGUCCCGAAUUCCAUUCCUCGAACACGGUCCCGCGCGAAGAUCGCUGAGCCUCUGACGGACCAGGAGAAUGGCGAUGUUAUCAAGCCCUCGGACAAGACGCUUUCCAAGCACACAAGUCGUGAGGAGCAGGGUGGGUCACCGUCCAAGAUCAACUCGCAUUUCCGCACCUCAAAGCUAGUGGAGGAGCAAACUUCCGCUCCGGUUGAAUUCAAGACCCCACAGAAAGCCCGCUUCCGAGAUGCUUUGCAACAUUCGCCGUCUACACCGCGGCAUCGUGUUCAAGUCGGGGCAAAGGCUGUCACCCCUCGAACUCCUCGACAUGCUAAUCUUCCACCUACUCCUCGUCAAAGCGCCACCCCGACUGUCGCCCAGUCGGUAUACUCACAGGCGCGACAGCUUUUUGCUCGUGGAGCCAACUCUGGACGGCUAGUCGGUCGAGAUUCGGAACGAGAGAAAGUGGCCAGCUUCAUUGAAGAAUGUACCAAGUCUCAGAAAGGCGGUUGUCUAUACAUCAGCGGACCGCCGGGAACGGGCAAGAGUGCGAUGGUCAAUGAAGUGUGCCAGGAUAUGGACUUGUCAGAUGUCAAGGUCUCUCAUGUGAAUUGCGUGAGCAUGCGGAAUGCGCGCGAUGUCUACAGCAAGCUCAUACAAGACUUCGACGAGGGCUCGGAUGUCUUCAAGAAGAGCGAAGCCGACCGAUUGAAGGACAUGUUUGUCCCAUCAAAACCCAAUGGCCUAUUCCUAGUUUCACUGGACGAGAUGGAUCACUUGCUCAUGGGCGACUCAGGUGUGCUCCAAUCACUCUUUGAGUGGUCGCUAUCCAAUAAGUCGACACUGAUCUUGAUCGGCAUUGCCAAUGCUCUGGACUUGACCGACCGUUCACUUCCGCAGUUGAAGGCAAAAAAUUUGAGACCAAUUCUCUUACCAUUCUUGCCAUACAAUGCGGCUUCCAUUGCCAACGUUAUUACCAACCGUCUUCGAUCGCUGAUUCCCGCUGGUAUGGAUAAUGACCCGAAGUUUGUUCCUUUCCUGCAGCCUGCCGCCAUUCAACUUUGUGCGAAGAAGGUGGCCUCCCAGACGGGUGAUCUUCGGAAAGCUUUCGAACUCAUCAAGCGUGCGAUUGAUACCAUUGAGCAAGAGACUCAACAAAAACUUGAGAAACAAGCCGCUGAGGCGGAGAACAACUCGAUACUCGCCGAGAACGCAAAUCUCUCUUCUCCAACGAAGGGAGCUCCCGCUUCUCGGCCAACCACCAUGUCGAGCUAUACGGCCCUCACGGCGCCUCGUGCCAGCAUUGCCCAUAUUGCUCGCAUCACGACGUCAGCCUUUGGACAAGGCACCGUUCAAAGAUUGAAGGGGUUGAAUUUGCAGCAGAAAGCUGCCAUCUGUGCGUUGAUUGCAUUAGAGCGCAAACGUCGUGAGCUUGACGUUCUGAGCACACCCUCCAAGUCUCGAUGCUCUGCUCCCACGGUCAAGCAAGCAUUCGAUACAUAUUGUACACUUUGCCGGAAUGACAACAUUCUGCACCCCUUGACUUCGACUGAGUUUAAGGAUGUCUUGAGCAACCUAGAAACCAUGGGCCUUGUGGGAGAAUACCAAGGCCGUGGCCGCGGAGGAACCGUUGCUGGCGGCUCUGAUGUCCGUCGCACACCAUCCAAGUCUGGGAACGUCAUUUCCACUCCCCACAAGGGCAUGGAUGAGCAGGGUCUUCUUUGCUUCGUCUCCCAGUCGGAGAUUGAGGGCCAAAUCGCCGGUCCCGGUGAAGGGAUUCUCAGGCGGCUCCUUCGUGGGGAAGGCCUCUAG
Penicillium daleae is the source of this 1923-nucleotide messenger RNA. RefSeq names its product AAA family ATPase CDC6. NCBI's taxonomy places the organism in Eukaryota, Fungi, Ascomycota, Eurotiomycetes, Eurotiales, Aspergillaceae. Gene Ontology annotation, biological process: cell division; mitotic DNA replication checkpoint signaling; DNA replication initiation. Gene Ontology annotation, cellular component: nucleus. The record is from RefSeq and is a predicted model, not a curated record. The coding region runs from base 1 to 1923 and encodes 640 amino acids. Gene Ontology annotation, molecular function: DNA replication origin binding; ATP hydrolysis activity. The transcript has 3 exons.